Messenger RNA from Aspergillus bombycis, 3129 nucleotides. RefSeq lists its product as uncharacterized. The coding region runs from base 1 to 3129 and encodes 1042 amino acids. The transcript is spliced from 5 exons. NCBI's taxonomy places the organism in Eukaryota, Fungi, Ascomycota, Eurotiomycetes, Eurotiales, Aspergillaceae. The record is from RefSeq and is a predicted model, not a curated record. Gene Ontology annotation, molecular function: GDP-Man:Man(1)GlcNAc(2)-PP-Dol alpha-1,3-mannosyltransferase activity; alpha-1,3-mannosyltransferase activity; DNA binding.
AUGUCGGGCCUCAAACGCUCCAACGUGAUUAUCAUCCACCCGGAUCUGGGCAUCGGUGGCGCCGAGCGUCUUAUUAUCGACGUGGCGCUUGCGCUGCAAAACCGCGGCCACAAAGUAACGAUCUAUACCUCGCACUGCGACAAAUCACACUGUUUUGAAGAAGCGCGCGAUGGCACCCUCGACGUCAAAGUGCGGGGCAACACGAUAUUCCCCGCACAUGUAUUCCGACGAUUCCAUGUCCUCAUGGCGAUCCUGAGACAGUUACAUCUCACCAUCUCCGUCUUGGGAGAGAUAGCCCAUACUUCCGACACGAAUGAGAAAAGCACGGUUAGCGAGAAAUUACAAGAUGAUAUCUUCAUCGUCGACCAGGUCCCCGCCUGUGUACCCUUUCUAAAGACGUUUGCGCGACAACGACAACGUAUCCUCUUCUACUGUCAUUUUCCGGACCAGUUGCUUGCGUUUCGCGGGGAGGGAGGGUCUCUCUUGAGUGCUGUUAAGACGCUUUAUCGGUACCCGUUUGAUUGGUUCGAGGGGUGGGCUAUGAGUGCUUCUGAUAAGGUUGUUGCGAAUUCGAGGUUUACGAGAGGUGUUGUCAGUGAGGUUUUCGGGGGUGAGAAGCUUGGCGAUGUUAGUGUUGUCUAUCCGUGUGUUGACACGGAACCCGUGGCUUCGAAGGAGCCAGUGGUUGUGAAGGAUGGGCAGGUGCUGUGGGGUGGGAAGAAGAUCCUUUUGAGUAUUAAUCGGUUCGAGAGGAAGAAGGAUAUGGCGCUUGCUAUCCGUGCGUAUCAUGGGUUGGGGCCGGAGAAGAGGAAGGGGACGAGGUUGGUUGUUGCUGGUGGUUAUGAUAACCGGGUCCAGGAGAAUGUGCAGUACCAUCGGGAACUGGAUGAGCUUGCGACUAGUCUGGGAUUGCAGACUGCUACAUCUAAGACGGUUAUUUCGGCCCUGUCCGUGCCUGAUUCCAUUGAUGUGUUGUUUUUGUUGUCCGUGCCCUCUGCGUUCCGGGAUAUGCUCCUCGAGCACGCGAAAUUGCUCCUUUAUACGCCUAUCAACGAGCACUUUGGCAUUGUACCUGUUGAGGCCAUGCGCGCUGGAAUCCCCGUCCUGGCGUCGAAUACCGGCGGCCCGUUGGAGACGAUCGUCGAGGGCGAAACGGGGUGGCUCCGCGAUGCCAAGAAGGAUGCCGACUGGACAGCGGUCAUGGAUAAGGUGCUCUACGGAAUGGACCAGAAGGAGUUCGACAGGAUGUCCGUUGCGGCGAAAGAGAGGGUGGAGCAAGAAUUCUCCCUAACGGCCAUGGGCGACCGACUCGAGGAGGAGAUCUCGGGCAUGCUCGCGCGCGAGAGACGUCCAUCAUUCACCCUCCCAAUCCUCUCCUCAGACUGGGACCUCCCCGAACCCACCUACAACAAUGACGAUAACAACGACUCCUCCAACGCCCCGAAACGACUCCGUCUAAGCGAAGAGCCCAGUCCACUCAAACCGCCCUCGCCGAAACCAGCGCGCCCCUCGCAUAUCCCGGCAUCGAGGAACCCGCUGUUCCUUUUCUCGGAUGAUAUUCUGCCUUCGUCGGAUGGGCCACAGGCUUGUGAGGGUGGGGAGGAGGAUCCGAUUGUUUUUACGUCUUCGGCUCCGGGGCCAGACAGUGUGGCUCGGGUGAGGGAGGGCGGAGGGCGCGGGGCGAAUACGAUUACGAUUGAUGAUGAUGAUGAUGAUUAUGAUUUCGGUGGUGGUGGGAAUGGAGGUGUUGGGAGGGGAGAUGCGCGCGACGAGAUCGAGGGCUUUAGUGAUGAGAUCGGGAUGUCGGAUUUGAAUGAGUUGCUUGGGGUGGAUACCACAACGAAUAAGCGGCCUGGGUUAUCGAGUCGGACGGCGAGUUUGCUGGCGAGUCUUGAUCGGUCGAAGUUGGGGUCUGGUGGAGGAGUAUCGUCGGAUUGGAGGGGGCGUGUUGAUAAGGACGAGGAGGUAGAUGAGGUGGAGGAAGUGGUUCAGUCUCGGAAGUCUAAACCACCACGGAGGACGACGGCUACGAAGCCUUCGAGUGCAGAUAAGGAAGCCAAGGCACGGGAACGGGAGGCAAAUAAGGCGCAGCGUGAGCGGGAGAAACAGCUAGAGAAGGAGCAGAAGCAGAAGGCCAAGGAGGAGAAAGCGCGGGAGAAACAACUUGCGGCUGAUCUUGCGGAGGUAAAUAAGCUGAAGGUGGACAAGAAGGAAUCAACGCCGGAGAUGAUCAUCGAUCUUGCACGGGAAUUCGAGGAAAUGAGCGUGGGCAAUCAGACGGUCGAGUUCAUGAAACGGCUCAAGGUCGAGCAGACGUUUUUCGACAGCGAGAUCCCGAAUGUCGUCAAGUGGCGGCGGAAGGCCACGGCCAGGUACAACGACGCCCUAGGCUACUGGGAACCAUGUCCGUUUCAUAUCCGCGAAGAAGAACACGUUCUUGUUCUCUUAACGGCGCAAGAAUUCGUAGACAUGCACACCAAUCUACCUAAUCGAGGUCUCACAGCCUGGAUGCGCAAGACCCAAAACGCCCGAAACAGAGCCUAUCAAGCCGAAGUCCGCCGCCAAUACUCAGAAUCCCAACCCCAAGACCAACCAACCACCACCACCACCAAUUCCCGCCGCAAGAAAACAACAGCCAAUAAACCCGAAGCCACAUCCCCAGUCUGCGACGACACAAUCGAAGACGCGCUCCUCUCCCUCCAAGUCACACACUCCUGUCUCAUCCACCACACCAACGCAACCGCUGAAUCAGCCGAAUGGAUCAAAAACUUCACAGAACACGUCUCGACCGUCCCCUACCGCCGCGAAAGAAUGGAAGGCAAUGACUCCGCCUUCUGCAUGGACGGAGGUCAGGUCAAACCCGGCGAAAACAAAUCCGAUACCUUUAUCAAAAUGCUCCAGGAAGUAAACCGUGUCACGGCGUCCAUGGCAUACGGCAUUGCGACUCAAUACCCAAGUGCUGUUGAUCUAGUUCGCGGAAUGCGCAGGCAUGGUCCGGCCAUGUUGGAGGAUGUAAAGAAAUCUGCAGACAGAAACGGCGCUCUAACAGAUUCUCGUAUCGGGCCUGCGGCAAGUAAACGGCUUUACAAGGUCUUUAUGGGUCUUGAUCCGUCUGCGACUGAUAUCUGA